AUGCCGUCGGCGCUGGCAAAGUCGAUUGCGCGCGAGGCGGCGCGUAUUGUGGGGCCCGGGCGGUCGUCGCUCUCGUACGACGCGACCUUGUCCAAUCUGGCAGCCGAGUCGGCGACGACGCUGAGCUCGGCGCUGUCGCGAGCAAGGGCGCAGCAGACACGGGUAGCGCGGGUAUUGCGCAGCUCGCGGCCAUCGCCGUCGCUCCGGCGCGUCCGAUCGCCGCACGGCUCCCCCCACGGAUCGUCAUACGGCUACGAGUCCGAAAACGACAAGGCCUCCCGCGAUGCGCGCCGGCGGCGGACGGCACGGAGAAGGGGGCGGCGGCCAUCGAUUGUAGACGCAUCGAGCGCUGCAUCGGCUGACAUUGAGCACGCGGCGACGCUUCGGUCGCGCAUGUCUGUACGGCGAAGGGCCACGGCGGGCUCGUCGCCGGCCAGCGGAUCGGACUUUCGGGACUCAGGGCUCGAGUCUGUGGCGGCGUGGGUCUCGCCCAUUGCGCGGCAGCGCGAGAGCUCGCCCAUUGCGCGACGGUACGAAUCCUCGCCCGGCGUGCCGCGGCCAAGACAAGGUGAGCGCGCGGGUCGGACGCAGUCGCCGACGGCGAUGGCGCUGCAGUCGGAGAAUGAGAAGCUCAAGCAAGAGAACAAGAUGCUCCGCGAGAGCGUAGAGGCGGCCGAAGCCGAGCUCGAAACUGCGAUGGCCACCAUGGUCGAGCUUCGCAACCAGGCAACAGCACUCAAGUCGCAGGUGCGCUCGCAUGGCGGAGCGUCUGCGACAGAAGCAACUCUGCGGCGCGAGCUGGCGGCGGCGCGGCGCGAGCUGGCAGAAUCGCGGAAGCGCAGCCCCGUCAGAGGCGUGGCAGCGGAUGCGGCGAUGGAGGCUGAGCUUGCAGCAGAGGUCAAGCGGCGGUUUGUGGCGGAGGAGCGGGCAGAGGAGCUCAAGGGCGGACUGGACGCCAUGAAGGAUCGGCUCUCUACGCUCACCAUCUCGAUGCGGGAGCUCGAAGCGGCGUCGCAGGCGAAUGUGUGCGGAAUAUGCCGUGGGAGAGGCGGGCUGUCCCGGGCGUCAACGCUGUCGAUGACGGAUCUGCGGCAGGAAACCGGUGGCGGCAGAGGCUCGCACGGGAUGUCGCGCGAGCAGGAGAUUGCGAUCCGGCAGCGCGACGAGGCAGUGGCAGAGGUCCAGCGACUUCGGCGUGAACUGGCGACAAACGCCGAGAGGCUGGCAAAGAAGGACGCAGGACUGCGUGCGGUGACGCGGCAGUUGAAGGCGUUGCGAUCGCAGUUGGGGCCGUAA
This is a messenger RNA of Thecamonas trahens ATCC 50062, 1296 nucleotides long. RefSeq lists its product as uncharacterized. NCBI's taxonomy places the organism in Eukaryota, Apusomonadida, Apusomonadidae. The record is from RefSeq and is a predicted model, not a curated record. Bases 1 to 1296 code for a protein of 431 amino acids. The transcript is spliced from 2 exons.